AAUAAGUUCCUCAUUGCAGCUGCUCAGAGGUGGAGUUUCUGUCGGUCCCCUUUUGGAGUUGAAGAAUAGUAUCUAGUAAGUGUACGGUCUACCACAAUCUCGCACCUUGGACCACCUUUUCCAGAAACUCAAAGUCGUGUAUAGUACCUGGAAGAAAGAAACUUUCGGUCCAAGAGGGAAGCGAAGAACCCUCCCCGAAGUUCUGGGAACCAGUGAAAGUGUGCCAAAGCUGUAAAAUCGCCUGAGAUUAAUCAAACGACCCAUACUAUAUCGGGACCAAAUCAGGGGGACCAAGCUCGGAUAGGGGGAGAGGACUCUUCAACCACUAUCUGGGAUCAUAUUUGCGUGUUCCAGUUCCAAGAUACCAGGAAGUCCCAGUCAAGCGAGGCCAGUGAACCUUUGUUUGGUCCAUAGACCAUACUUGCUUAGGAAUGGGACAGCCAGCAACAACUAGCUUGGGUUCCCACCUCUACUGAUUAACUGGAUUACCUCUGGAUCAAAAUCGGAUAUCAUGUAUGAGCUCACUCCGCCAACACGAGAUGGAGCCAGGGACCGGGGCAACGAGUCGGAUGACAAUGGGCGUGAGAGCCCCGCCCAAGGACCACCCCAACGAGAAUCGAAUAACGAGAAGUUAAUGGUGGUUUUGAGGAUCCGUCCCAUGACCAAUGAUGAGCGGAGUCGGGGAUAUAGAAUCGUCACAGAGCAAGUGGACGAGAAAAUGGUCGUCCUCCUGGAUCCCAAGGGAGGUGGCAAGAAACAGGAUAUCUUGCGGAAGAAACGAACCAGCGAGCGGCAAUAUCUAUUCGACGCCGCCUUUGGUGGAGAUUCCACACAGGAGCAGGUCUACAACAAGACCACCAAACCCUUGGUCAAGUCAGUCCUGGAGGGCUACAACGCUUGCGUCUUUGCCUACGGAGCCACAGGUGGAGGCAAAACUCACACUAUGGUGGGCAAAUCGGACAACCCCGGCUGUAUGGUGCGGGCUCUCAAUGAUCUCUUCCAAGCCAUGGAAACGAGUCCCGAACAUGUGUUCAAGGUCACCAUGUCGUAUUUGGAGGUUUACAAUGAAAAUAUCCGAGAUCUCCUAAACCCCAAAUCUGGAACAUUGGACCUUCGCGACGACUCGAAAGGCAAGAACAUCCAAGUGGCCGGUUUGUCGGAGAUCGCCACUAAUAGCACGGAAGAGGUUAUGCGACUCUUGCAACGGGGCAACAAGGAGCGCACCCAAGAGCCUACGGCUGCCAACAAGACGUCAAGUCGGAGUCACGCCCUUCUGAUGGUCAACGUCAAGCAAACUGCCAAAUCCCGAGUCGGCGGCAAAGGAGCGGUCAAAAGCGGCCGGCUGUACAUGAUCGAUCUGGCGGGAUCGGAGCGGGCAUCGGCCACACAGAAUCGAGGGAAACGCCUCAAGGAAGGUGCCCACAUCAAUCGGUCGCUCUUGGCCCUGGGCAACUGCAUUAAUGCCUUGGCCGAAGGCAAGGCCAAAUUCGUCAAUUAUCGCGACUCGAAAUUGACCCGCUUGCUGAAAGACCCACUCUCGGGCAAUUGUCAUACGGUCAUGAUUGCCCAUGUCUCGCCCGUGGACAAGCACCGGGAUGAAUCCAGGAACACGCUCGUCUACGCCGAUCGAGCCAAGAACAUCUCCAACAAGGUGCGGAAAAACGUCUUGGACGUGUCUUACCACGUAACUCAAUACCAAAAUAUCAUUUCUGACCUGAAGACCGAGAUCGGUCGUCUGAAGGACAAGAUGCACUCCGAUAUCACCUACAAGAAGGCUGACAAGAGACAAGUGGAGGAAUUGAAGGAGCUGCGGGACGAAAUGGUCACGAAUUUUAGAGAACAAAUGAAACUCAGACGCCAACUAAUGAGUAUCGACAACCACAUCCUCUCGCUGUCCAUGGAGUUUGAAAAGAACAACAUCAUCAUCAAUGAAUGGGAGACAGAAAAGGCCAAGCGAAGGCACGACAAGUCUUACGAGAAAUCUCGUCGACGUAAGAAGAAGAAGAGCAAGGCCAAGGCCAAUGAGGACGACUCACCCGACUCACCUCAAGCAGAAGGGGACGAAGACGAAGAAGAUGGUCAAGGUGCCGAGGCAGACAAUGAGGAGAGUGGCUUUGAGGAUGACGAGGAAGGAGCGACAAGAUCAGACUCGGCCAAGAGUGGACAGCAAUCCGAUUCAAAGGCUGAGAGUGAGUUGGAGGACGCCGUGGACGCCAUGGCCAAAACCGAGGAUGAAGAAGCCGAGGAGACGGGCGCCGAUGACGAAGGCGAAUCCUCAGAUGCAGACAACGAAGAUAACAACGAGGAAGACGCUGAAGACACAUUGGAAGAGCCUGAGGAAGUGAAACAGGCCUGGGAGGAACUCAUGUUAGUUCAAAGGGAGCAAGAUCGAUACGCAGGCAUCAAAUUGGAUUUGGAACAAGACCUCCAAGAGACCAGGAAGCGUCAGAAACGGCUGGAAGAUGAGCUACCAAAACGAAUCAGUACGGAGGAGGAAAGCGAGAUCCUGUCUUUGCUAUGCAAAGUUCAUGAGCUCGAGAUUGAAAAGGUGGAGAUGGAAUCCAAGAACCUAUUGAAGGAAUUCGAAGUUCGAAGGCGGGAUUUGCUCAUCCUCAAGUACGACAAACAACAAAGCCUUUCCAAUGAAAUCAUUCAGCGCCAACGCAAACUCAUUGAAGCCAUGGAAACGAAUAAAAGCUCGAGUGGUCCCACUGAAGGACAAUCGGUUCCAAUGCCCCCAGAACUAAUGGAGCUCUACAGCCUUUACCAACAAGAACUGCAAACCAGAGAAACCAGUGAAAACGAUACAUAUCUGUUGACAGAAGCCAAAGAAAUCCUGAGGACCCCGAGUAUGUUGUCACUGCGUCCGGAACUGGAGGACAAAUUGCCGUCCAAAUACAGCGAAAACAAGUUGCCACCGAUCAUUCACGAGGGAUCAGGGGAGAGCGAGAAACUCUUCAGGUCCAGAACAGAAAUUCGGGAUUUAGAGGAUGAGGCCAAUCGCCAACGAGCUCAGAGUCAACUCAGCCUUCGAAGUCCUGAAGACUCGGCCGGAUCCCGAGCCCGGAGCUCACCGCUACCCCCCAUUGAGCGUGAAGGUCGCCAUCAAAGUGCGUUCUAUGGCGACACGGGGAAUGAAUUCUCAGUUUACCGUAUGUUGCCCCCUAUCUACGGCUACCAUACAUACAGGCAUCCUCGUUCUAAAUCCGUGGGACCAAAGAUCUCUCUAUCUCCUGACGGCGAAAGUAGUCGAUUUAAAUCGAAAAUUCCUCGAAGGACCAACGAGCAUCACCGAAGGAGAAAUAGUAUGUCGGAAAUGCCAUCUCAGUCCUCCGGGUCCUCAACGGAUUGCGCUCCGCUUGUUCCACUUCGAGGUGCCAAAAGAAAUAUGAGCCAAUAUGAAACCCUCAGACGAUUUCCGUCCGCCCCUGAGCAAGGAAAUUCGAGGCAUCUGGGAGCCAAAGAAGAUCAUCAUCAUCAUUAUCGUCGGCACCAACAUCGUAAUCCUCAUCAACGUCAUCGAAGACAUUCGACAAAGAACACGGAUCCGUUCCAAAACAUUGGGAUGACUUUGGAGCGCUAUUGAGUCGAGAACAAAGCCGACCCGUGUUCUUUAUUUAGUGCUUUUAGAAAAGAAGUCACGAGCUAGUUCCGAGACGCACUUGACGUCCGUGAAUUGAAUUGUACACUUGCUCUAUUUUUCCAUAAACUUUAUUGAAUACAUUCUUUUGGAAAGCUACAAAAACUACGGGCUAUGUUGAACUUAUGAACUUGAAAGCCGAAGAUAUGGUGGUUCCGUUUACUCACAGGAUUGUGCCUUGAACACUAAUAAUUACUGGCUAGCUAGCGUACUUGAACAUUACGCGAGUUUCAUAAUACGUAACUGUGACGACGGCAGCAGCUUCUAGUAACAGCCACAAUUUUGGGGUUUGAUCCUUUUUACUCGACAGUCUUCCCAAAGUUCAUCCGAAGCUGCUCGAAGAAAAUAAAGGUCAACACCGUGUGGGGUCCCAAGCGCACAAAGGCCGGGAUGUAGCCUUUGUAAAAUGCCAUCGGGCCUUGUUUG
Messenger RNA from Tigriopus californicus, 4066 nucleotides. Its product is annotated as kinesin-like protein KIF19. The record is from RefSeq and is a predicted model, not a curated record. Gene Ontology annotation, molecular function: microtubule motor activity; ATP binding; microtubule binding. Gene Ontology annotation, biological process: microtubule-based movement. NCBI's taxonomy places the organism in Eukaryota, Metazoa, Arthropoda, Copepoda, Harpacticoida, Harpacticidae. Bases 512 to 3586 code for a protein of 1024 amino acids. The transcript is spliced from 19 exons.